AUGGCAGGCUUAAUACGGCUCAUCAGGACACAAUUCAACCCCCCAACAGACCCAAGGGUCUCAUUCGCUGGAAAGACAGUCGUCUUGACUGGUGCAACAGCUGGGCUUGGAUUCGAAGCCGCGAUCAAGCUGCUGAACCUAGGGGUUGAAUCAUUGAUCAUCGGUAGCCGAAGCCUACAGCGUGGUGAAGCAACUAAGAGAGAGCUAGAGAAACGCACAGACAGACGUGGCGUCGUACAGGUAUGGGAACUGGAAAUGAACAGUUUCCAGAGCGUGAAGGACUUUGCCGCCCGUGCUGAGGGGCUGAAACAGCUGGAUGUUGCGCUUUUGAACGCGGGCCUUUGGAAUCGGGAGUUCACUGCGUCAAAAGAGGGGUGGGAAGAGACAUUACAAGUCAACACGCUGUCCACUUCUCUACUGGCGCUCCUGCUGCUGCCGAAACUGCGAAGCUGCUCGACAGACUCGAGUCCAACUCAUUUGACCGUCGUCUCGAGUCAGCAGUUUGUCCGUGUUCAAGCGAAAAGCCUCCGGACGGAUGGGCCGUUGCUGGAGCAUCUCAAUGAUGCGCGUCGGUUCAGCGGGCCAAAACAGUACGGUAUAUCAAAGCUUCUUCUGGAGUAUGUCCUCAAGGAGGUAGCCGAGCGUCUGCGCAAUGAGAAUGGAAGAAUCCCGGUAAUCGUCAACACUGUCAGUCCGGGGCUUUGCGUCUCGUCACUUGGGCGACAAUAUACCAAGUUCUACCACCGAGUGGUUGUCUGGGUAAUGUAUAAGCUUUUUGCUCGCACGACAGAGCAAGGCAGCCGAUCAUUGGUUAGUGGAACAUACCAGGGCUUAGAAUCGCAGGGGAAAUGUUGGCGAAGUGAUGGAUAUCUGGAUGAAUCAACUGCUCUGACAUCUGGGGCAGAAGGAAAGCAGUUCCAGGCGAAAGCAUGGAAGGAGAUCGUGGCUGUUCUCAAGCAGCAAUCGGAAUUAGACGGUUUGCUUGCGCUUGACGCGGACGUUGCCACCGUGGUCAUGGCGUACAACAAGGCUUACAAUCCAGAUGCGCUUCCGGCACAUGCGGAGCCUGAACAGGUAGCGCAGAUGAUCGGUGCGAUGCAGUCGAAGCCUGGAAACCGACCUCAGCAUAGACCGCAAGUUACUUCGCCGGGUGGUCCAUACUCUGGCCCUCCAAACCCCCAUCAUCGACACCCUGUGCCGCCGCGGGCAGCCCUAGAUCGACCUCUACCCAAUGUCCCUCAGAACCAACAGCGCCCGAACGCCCUCCUCCACCCCUCACCUCCACCUCAGAACUAUGGCCAUGGACCGCCUCCGUCCCAACCAGUGCGCAACCGCCCUCCGCCUGCGUCACGUCCCCCGCCCACCCCGCAGCCGUUAGGUCUUCCCAACGACGACCAGUUAUUCAAUCUGUUUCGCGCCGCCAACUCUUCGCAUUCCGGGGCGCUCACUGAGCAGGAGCUGGGCUCUGCCCUGGUGAACGGCGACUUUUCCGCAUUCCACCCCAAGACGGUGAAGACGAUGAUCAACAUGUUCGACCGGAAUAGGAGCGGAUCAAUCUCGUACGAUGAGUUCGUGUCUUUGUGGCGGUAUCUGGCGGCUUGGAGGGAUCUGUUCGACCGGUUUGACGAAGAUCGCAGUGGGCGCAUCAGUCUCCGGGAGUUUGAGAACGCGCUGGUCACAUUCGGAUACCGCCUUAGCCAGCCGUUUGUGACGGUGCUCUUUACCACAUUUGAGAACAAGGGGCGGCGGGUUGGCAGCGGGCCUCAGGCGUCGGGUAUGAGUUUCGAUUUGUUUGUCCAGGCUUGCAUUAGCCUUCGGCGCAUGACGGAUGUGUUUAAACAGUAUGAUGAUGAUCGUGAUGGGUAUAUCACGGUCAGCUUUGAGGAGUUUCUGACGGAGAUACUUCAGUUACAGGAUUAA
Aspergillus mulundensis is the source of this 1920-nucleotide messenger RNA. RefSeq names its product Short-chain dehydrogenase family protein. The transcript is spliced from 6 exons. Gene Ontology annotation, molecular function: calcium ion binding. NCBI's taxonomy places the organism in Eukaryota, Fungi, Ascomycota, Eurotiomycetes, Eurotiales, Aspergillaceae. The record is from RefSeq and is a predicted model, not a curated record. The coding region runs from base 1 to 1920 and encodes 639 amino acids.